GGGGGUGGGACACAUACACACGCAGCGGAGAAGCAGACGCACAGAGAUGCAAAUAGUAAAGAAGAAGAAGAAGAAGAAGAAGAAGUGAGGAGCGAACUUUACUCUGUUGCUUCCAUUCAUAGUUUUGGGUCCACUUCGACGCGCAUGGAUUUUGCGCAACCACUUCGGCCCACCUCCCACAAAGUGUUCGCGCGGCCGGAGGGACACGGGAGCUGGCAGACGUCUGCGUGACAAGCAGGCGGAUCGUGACCCCCAGUGGGAAGCGAAAGACGAACCAAAUGAGCGCCACCAUCUCCCACCAACGCCAAGACGCCUGCGCGCAAAGUCUGAACAUGACCGCUUUGUUUUGCGUGGACUCAUCCGCGCAUUCUACGGGGAAAUAGUUUUGGAUUACUUUAUUUUUUUUUGAAUGUGGGUGCGUGUGUGUGUUUGAGAGAGGAGAGAGUCACGAUGCGCGGAACCCUGAUGGGCGCACUGAUCCAGUCCUGCCUGCUUCUCUUGGUUAAAAGUGAGCAGUGGACGAUCAGGUCGGACUCCAGCAACUGUGAGCUCAACAAGAAACAAACAGACUUGAACUCCUUCCUGUGGACAAUCAAGCGGGACCCUCCUUCGUAUUUCUAUGGUACAAUCCACGUUCCCUACACUCGCGUUUGGGACUUCAUCCCCGAGAACUCCAAGCAGGCCUUCCAGGAGAGCAACAUCGUCUACUUCGAGCUGGACUUGACCGAUCCUUACACCAUCUCGGCUUUGACCAGCUGCCAGCUGCUGCCUCACGGCGAGAACCUGCAGGACGUUCUACCCAGAGACAUCUAUCGCAGGCUCAAGCGGCACCUGGAGUACGUGAAGCUCAUGAUGCCCUCGUGGAUGACGCCGGAUCAGAGAGGAAAGGGACUUUACGCGGACUACCUCUUCAACGCCAUCGCCGGGAACUGGGAAAGGAAGCGUCCGGUUUGGGUCAUGUUGAUGGUGAACUCGCUGACCGAGGCCGACAUUAAGACGAGGGGGGUGCCGGUGCUGGACCUGUACCUGGCCCAGGAGGCGGAGAGGAUGAGGAAGAGGACGGGAGCGGUGGAGAAGGUGGAGGAACAGUGUCAUCCACUCAAUGGACUCAAUUUCUCACAGGUGAUCUUUGCCCUCAACCAGACUUUAUUACAGCAAGAAUCCUUACGAGCAGGAAGCCUUCAGGUCCCGUACACGACGGAAGACCUCAUCCGGCACUACAACUGUGGUGACCUCAACUCCAUCAUCUUCAACCAUGACACAUCACAGGUCCCAAACUUCAAUAAUGUAACUCUGCCACCCAGUGAGCAGGUGACCGCCCAGGAAAUAGACACCUACUUCCGACAGGAACUCAUCUACAAGAGGAACGAGCGAAUGGGCCAACGGGUCAAGGCCCUACUGGACGGGCACCCAGAAAAGAGCUUCUUCUUUGCCUUUGGAGCAGGUCACUUCCUGGGCAACAAUACAGUAAUUGAUGUGCUUCGUCGUCAAGGAUACGAGGUAGAGCACACCCCUGCUGGGCAGCCCAUUAACAGGAGAUCAUCUUCCAGACUAACUGAGUCUGGGGACCAACAAGAAGAGACCCCUCUCCUGGAGCCUUUCUUCCACGAACUCCCAGACAGGGAUGAGGAUGACGGCCAUCCCCUGGAGGAUGACAGGUUGACCCACAUGCUCCUGCCUUCGGACAGCCUAGAGCUGCUGGAGAAAGCGGAGAAGAAAAUGCUGAAGAAGAGGAGGAGGAACAAGCAAAAGAAACAGCGGCACAGGCAUUUUAACGAUCUCUGGGUCCGCAUAGAAGAGAGUGCCGUGCCCCAGUCUCCGCCUCCCCCGGUGGUUCGCAUCAUCAACGGUUACAUCACAGUGAAGCCUCCCAGCAGAGUCUUCAACCACUACAACUAUUAUAACCUACCAUCUGCCUCGUCGUUAUCCUCAUCCUCACUCGUCCUCCUGUGUGUGUCGCUGAUUGCCGUCCAUCAGACAUGGACUAUGUUGCUCCAGUAGAGUAUUUGUUGUACACACGGACUCCUUUAGUAGAAGUACAUGGAGCGAAGCAUCUCUCUGACAAACUGGGGGUAUGGACAUGUACGUGUGUGUGUGUGUGUGUGUGUGUGUGUGUGUGUGUGUGUGUGUGUGUGUGUGUGUGUGUGUGUGUGUGUGUGUGUGUGUGUGUGUGUGUGUGUGUGUGUGUGUGUGUGUGUUUUAUCUAUCAGCUCUUAAGCCUCCUGGCCUUACCACCCGCAGUGUUUUCAGACUUGUAUUUAUUCUUCCUUAUUAGAAGAAUUAUUGUGUUUACUGCUACAGAAUAGCCUACCACAUCAGGGGACAUUUGUAUAUAUUGUUUAAAUACUAUAGAUGUAUUUUUAGUACGAUCAAAAAUAAAAUAUAUCACAUGUUGCCAUUCGUGACUAUACAAACAGAUUAAAAAUAAAUCAGCAAUUAGCCACAAUUUUCUGAAGUGUCACUUAAAUGCUAUUUUCUUGGAACAGACACGUGAUAUUGUACUUUUGUGUGUCUCACUUGCUUGGUUGUUAUUGUGGUUUUCUUUUCAAUAUAAUUGUUUAAUUUAUUUAACUGCAUUACUUUUCCUUUAAAGGGGCACUGAACUUUGUUGGGAAUUUUGCCUAUAGUUCACAAUAAUUAUGAAAGACAUGACAAAGGAUGUUUGUUUUUUGUUUUUUUUAAUACAUUCUAAAUAUUAAAUAAAUGCGAUCAAAAGUCCGCUUACAAUGGAGCCUAUGAGAGCCGCUCUAUUCUGCCUAUAAAGCCCUUAAAAACAUCCAAACACCUCUAAUAAGGUUGCAUAUUCAUGAUAUAAAUAAAAAUGUUAUUGUGGAGGGAAAGUGUGAUCAGCGCGCCGAGAGGAGCAAAGGUCACCGCCUCUGUCGAUGGUGUUGAGGGCGGAGCACCAUCGGAUUGGGGCGGGGCAUGUGCUGACGGUGAGACACAGCUGGCAGGUGAUUAGAUUUCACUGGUGGUACGUGGUAAUCUAAUCAUCUGUUGUCUUUAACAGUGAGCAGCCGGGAGCGGAGAGAGAGAGAGGAUACGGACGCGACUGAAAGGUCACGUUCUGCGAACCAAAAAGACUUUGAUAAAAACAUAUGUGCAUUAAAACUUUGUUAAAACGGCCCUGUGAAGUGUCUGUCAGUGGGACCGCUAUGAAGCGACUUCACAGUUAUGUAGUAACAGGCACAUUUAUAAUAACAUUUAAAUAUAAUAAUAAUAAUAAUAAUACCUGCGAUUUAUAUAGCGCUUUUCUAAGUACCCAAAGUCGCUUUACAUGUUAAAAACCCAUCAUUCAUUCACACCUGGUGGUGGUAAGCUACUUUUUGUAGCCACAGCUGCCCUGGGGAAGACUGACGGAAGAGUGGCUGCCAAUUUGCGCCUACAGCCCCUCCGACCACCACCUAUCAUUCAUUCAACAUUCAUUCACCGGUGUGAGCGGCACCGGGGGCAAGGGUGAAGUGUCCUGCCCAAGGACACAACGACAUGGUAAGAGGCGGGGAGCGAACCUGCAACCCCCAGGUUUCUGACACGGGCGCUCUACCCACUACGCCAUGCCGCCCAAAAUAUUUACGUACCUUGAUCAUUUUAAGCAUACGCGGCACACUUUUCCCCCCACAAUAUCACUGAUUAUUACUUACUGCAGGCUUCAUGAGAGCCAACAAACAUAAUAAAACAUCACUUACUGUACACGGUCUGCUGUCGUUAGGAUGCAGACUGCUAGCAUCGUCAUAUAUUCCCAUUUAGAUGAAGAAAAAGGGAGUGGAAACAAGCGUCUUUUCGUGUCGUUCUCGCCAUAUCCGGGUUUAAAUUGGCUGUCAAAGUAUACCAACUUGUCGGGAUACGUCCUCAACCUUCUACUAUCCAUGAUUUAUGAUCUACGAUAAAGUUUGACGGGUACGGAAAUGAAACGAAACAUCAGUCGAUCAUGUCAACAUUGGCACGGAAGCUUGUGAUCACGGCACCACUAUAAAUACUUGGUCUGCGUUAGCGCUUAUAAUAACAAUAUCACUAAUACUUGGUUAAUGUUCAAUAGAGUAUUGUUGCCGCUUUUUGGAUGGUUAUUUAUUGGGUUUUAUGGGCUGAAUAGAGGACCUCCAAUUGGCUCCGCUGUAAGCUGACUUUUAUUUACGUUGAUUUACGAGUUAAGAGUACAUUUCAUAAUGAUUGUGAACGAUAGGCAAAAUUCCCCAAAAAUUCAGUGCUCCUUCUGGUUGGCUAACUCAGUUUUUCAUUAAACAUUUUGUCAUACACUCAACGCAAAUCCAGUGAAAAGAAUGCAUCUCCAAUUUUUAUUUUUAUUUUUUAAAUAUAUAAACAUAAUAGAUACAUGCUUUUGAUUGGACAGUGAACAUAUAUCAUUAAUUCUAUGUUUCAAAGGCUUUCACAUGUCACUUAGAUUAUAAGAUUGUUUAGUAUUACCAUGGCAACAAUAAAAUAUUUAUCUAGGUUGGCUGUGUUUAUUCUUUGCAUGCCACCACCUUGUCGUGACCCGAGUUCAUGCCCGUGUUUACGUGAGGUUAAUGUGCUGUGAUAAGGCAGCUUUUAAUACGCCGUGUGAUGUGUGCACGUCGGUCGGCCACGAACAAGUCCAGCGUGUCCAUCUUGCAGGAAACAAACAGGAAACCCAAGCUGUUGUUAUACGGGCAGGAAAUGAGCGUCAAUUGGUUUGUUACAUCAACAGGAAAAGAAAGCCAAUUUUUAGUUUGCACUUUGAUUUCGCAACGGAUUCUUUUGGUUUUCAAACUGCUCAAAUUCUUCAAGGAUUAUUGUUCUAUGUCUGCACAAGUCUUACUGUUUUGGACAACGUGGCUGUAAUUUUUUUA
Molecule: messenger RNA, 4826 nt
Organism: Entelurus aequoreus (snake pipefish)
Lineage: Eukaryota; Metazoa; Chordata; Actinopteri; Syngnathiformes; Syngnathidae
Gene: trabd2a
Product: TraB domain containing 2A
Exons: 7
Coding region: 451-2001 (516 amino acids)
Biological process (GO): negative regulation of Wnt signaling pathway
Cellular component (GO): membrane
Molecular function (GO): metalloendopeptidase activity
Source: RefSeq, a predicted model, not a curated record